AUAAAUACAAGAAUAAAUUUAUUCUAUUAAUUCAUUUAUUUCAGUCACAUCGAAUAACAAGACGAUCAAUAUCUUCUGACGAUUAGUAUUGCAACUCACGCUUGGUUAAUGUCCUUUUAAGCGAUCAGAAUUACAAAUCAAUCAGAAUGUGAAUAUUGUUUCCGAUAAAGUUGGUGGUUUUAAUAAAAUGUCUUUGAUAAAAAAUAAUCAUUAUAGAGAGUAUCGGUUAUAAAAUAUGUCUUACUCACGUGAGUAACUUUAAGUUUUAACUCGAUGGCGUCAUUUGGAUGACUGUGAACGAGCGAAGGGUAAAAUAGUGGGGAGGAACGAGUGGUGCUCGAUUAAUAAAAAGAUGUGCAACGCCGGUGUCGCGCGCAGUACGCUUUAAAGAGUUCUUCUAUAUGUUUCGUACUAUCUUUAUCAUUUUUUCGCGUAAAAUAUAUUAAAUAAAGUGAUUGGACAAAAAACAAUCAAAAAGAAAGAACAUUUGUAGGCUUGUGCACACGUGUGUCGUAUUUUUUUCUUUUGGUUAAUAUGACAGAAUCUCGAAAAGAAGUUCGAGUUUGGUGCGAUGGGUGUUAUGAUAUGGUACAUUUUGGACACGCUAAUUCAUUGAGGCAGGCUAAAGCAUUAGGAAAUUAUUUAGUGGUUGGUGUUCAUACAGAUGAAGAAAUUACUAAGCAUAAAGGUCCUCCAGUUUUUACACAAGAAGAAAGAUAUAAAAUGGUUCGUGGUAUAAAAUGGGUAGAUGAAGUUGUUGAAGGUGCUCCUUAUGUUACUACAUUAGAAACGUUAGAUAAAUACAAUUGUGAUUUCUGUGUACAUGGUGAUGACAUAACAAUGACUGCAGAUGGAAUAGAUACUUAUCACUUAGUUAAAGCAGCUGGUCGUUAUAGGGAAGUUCAAAGAACAGCAGGUGUUUCAACUACUGAUCUUGUAGGUCGUAUGCUCUUAAUGACACGUCAACAUUUUAAACAAGGAGAUAGCGAAUAUACAGUUGACAGAGAACCUAGCAAAAGUAUGGGCCAAGACCGUACAGCAAAAAGUCCAUGGACUGGUUGUUCUCAAUUUCUUCCCACUACUCAAAAAAUUAUACAAUUUAGCGAUGGCAAAAGUCCCCAGCCUGAUGAUAAAAUUGUUUAUGUUGCUGGAGCAUUUGAUUUAUUUCAUGUUGGACACUUAGAUUUCUUAGAAGUUGCAAAGAAAGAAGGUGACUAUCUAAUUGUUGGUCUUCAUACAGAUCCUGCUGUUAACCGUUACAAAUGUGGUAAUCAUCCAAUUAUGAAUCUACAUGAACGUGUUCUCAGUGUACUAGCAUGUAAGUAUGUGAAUGAAGUUGUAAUUGGUGCUCCAUAUGAGGUUACCAAAGAUCUUAUGGAACACUUUAAUGUUUCUAUUGUGUGUCAUGGACAGACAUCAAUAAUGUCAUGUGAAGAUGGCUCGGAUCCUUAUGAAGAACCAAAAAGACAAAAUAAAUUUAAGUUAUUGGAUAGUGGCAAUGAUAUGACCACCGAAAAGAUUGUAGAAAGAAUAAUUCUACAUAGGUUGGAAUUUGAAGAUAGAAACUUAAAAAAGGAAAAGAAAGAGCUUGCAGCUUAUGAAGCUUUUAUGAAGUCUCAAAAAAAUGGAAGGACUGCAUAAUAAAUUUUUGCAUAAUUACUAUAUGUGAUAUAACCAAUUUUAUAGAAUUAAUUUGUAUAUACAUAUAAUUCUCGGAUUAUAUUAAUUUAUUCAAUCUAAUUAGGUCAUUGAGUAUGAAACGUCCGAUUGUUCCUACUACUUUCAGUUCGAAAUUAGACAUUUCAUGCUUAAUGAUCUAAUAGAAGAUAUAGAACAUAGCAGUGUAAUUUGAUCAUUUUUAAAGACAUACUGCGAAAAGAACUAGAAUUACAUUUUCUCUUAAACAAAACGAAAAUUCGUCAAAAUCGACGAAAGUUACGAUAUGAUAUUAAUUUUACGUUAAUUUAUCACAUGAUUUAAAGAAAAGUAUAUAGAAAAUUUAAUGUCAUGUACAGUUGCCAUAUGUAAGUAGAGUCUUACAAUUAAGUGUAAAAUACUUUAUCAUUAAUAUUAUGUAUAAUUUUACUAUUAAUGGCACAAUGAUUUUAGUAUAAAUACAUGUAGUAAGAUACAUGCAAAUUCAUUUGUGAUUACUAAAAUUCUAGUUCAUAUUUUGUUAGUGCAAAACGAGUAUGCAGUUAAGAGAAUGUCCCAAAUUUUUCAUUCUAUUCAAUACAUGUUGAAAUAAGAAAUUAUGAGUUGAUAUUUAUAAAAGGAACUAUAAAUAUAUAAUGUAUAUAAAUUCGUCUGAUUUACAAUCCGCGUGAAAUAACUAUUCAUUUUAGUUGUGGAUGUAUUUUUUACUUUUACUUUCUUGCAGUCUAAUUAAAUUAGAAGGUUAUCAAGUUAAGCUUCACAGGCCUAUACAAAGAUAGAACAAUGAUAUUAAGCCAAAGGAUGUGAAAUAAGUGUGUGACAAUUGUUAAUAUUAUAAAUCAUAAUGAUGCAAAUUUAUAGAAUCGCUAAAUGUGUCUCUAUACAUCGAUAAAGCAAAGAGAAAAAAAUAUUGUAUCUUUAGGGAGAGUGCAAUACGCUUAUAAUUUCUCUAUUUCGUAUACAUAUAAUAAUAUGAGCACAUUUUCAAUUUAAUUUUUUACACUAUUUUAUUUAAUAUUUAUAACUAUAUUUAUAUUUUUCAUUAUAUAUAUUUAUGUAUAUAAUGAAAUAGGUUGAUUAGUAUUAAUCAUUGGAUUAAUUAUCAAUUAAAAUUUUUAUUAUAAUAGAAAAGGCUUCACAUGAUGUAUAAGGGCAUGUAGUUGUGUAUGUAAAAAAGAAAAAGAAAAGAUAGUAUGCAUCACGAGUACUUCCUGUGAUAAUUAUAUUUAUUACGGAAACAGGAAAACAUCUAAUAAUGUAUUUAAAAA
This is a messenger RNA of Polistes dominula (European paper wasp), 2924 nucleotides long. It is a transcript of the gene Pect, whose product is annotated as phosphoethanolamine cytidylyltransferase. Lineage: Eukaryota; Metazoa; Arthropoda; Insecta; Hymenoptera; Vespidae. Gene Ontology annotation, cellular component: cytoplasm. Gene Ontology annotation, biological process: phosphatidylethanolamine biosynthetic process. Gene Ontology annotation, molecular function: ethanolamine-phosphate cytidylyltransferase activity. The record is from RefSeq and is a predicted model, not a curated record.